AUGACGAUGAAGGACAGCCUGCUACAGAUUUUACAGCUCCACCGGCUGGACUUGGUGGUGAACUUGAGCUACAACAUCGACACUGUGGUGGACUAUCUCUACAGAGGAGAGGUCAUCACCAGGGAGGAGAAGGACACUAUCAUCUGUCAUGGCAGGCAAGAAGACAGAGUCACGUGCCUGCUCGACAUCUUGGAGACCAAGGAUGACGACGCCUUCUAUGAUUUCCGUAACACUCUGGUUAAAACAGGACCGCCACAUCUUCCAUUACUCUUGGACGGUAAAGCAGACGUGUCGUCGGAUCAGUCCUCACAAACUACAGAUUAA
Messenger RNA from Branchiostoma floridae (Florida lancelet), 324 nucleotides. RefSeq lists its product as uncharacterized. The coding region runs from base 1 to 324 and encodes 107 amino acids. The transcript has 2 exons. Gene Ontology annotation, molecular function: death domain binding; protease binding. Gene Ontology annotation, biological process: regulation of apoptotic process. The record is from RefSeq and is a predicted model, not a curated record. Lineage: Eukaryota; Metazoa; Chordata; Leptocardii; Amphioxiformes; Branchiostomatidae.